This is a messenger RNA of Gymnodraco acuticeps, 5310 nucleotides long. It is a transcript of the gene ccdc9, whose product is annotated as coiled-coil domain containing 9. The coding region runs from base 518 to 2944 and encodes 808 amino acids. The record is from RefSeq and is a predicted model, not a curated record. The transcript has 16 exons. Lineage: Eukaryota; Metazoa; Chordata; Actinopteri; Perciformes; Bathydraconidae.
CGGUGAUACCGAAGAGCGAGGAAAUGAAAAAUAAGAGAAGUGAGAAGGGCCCUAUGAUUGAGGGGCUUUUCGGAUCAUGGGCAGAAUAUGUAGGCUAGUUUUCACUGACCACUGGCUCACUCUAGUGGACCGUUGGCGAAUUGCAAACUUGUGCUGCACAGAAAACAUAUUCGUUACAAUUAUCUUAGUCAUUGUUAAAAAACAACAACAACAACAAUAACAGUUUGCUGUAUUAAUAAAGUGGUAGCAAUACGAAGUUUAUCGUUAACUGUCUCUUUAAAUCGACCGAGACGGAGGUCAGUAUUUGGCAGGAAGUUAGCUAGCAGCUAACAGGAAGCCGAAUUAUGAGGACUCAUUGAGGCGCAGGAAUUGGCAAAGAGCAACGAGUCCAACAUUGGUCGUUACAGUCGUUACAGUCGUUACAUCUCCCCCUGAAACAGCAUCAUCAUCGUCUUCAUCUUCCUCACCGCAGGAGGAACAAGCAGCCAGCCAACUGUGUUUGAAGACAGAAGCCGCAAUGUCUUCAGCGGUGGAUCUCAAGACUAAAGAGGAGAAGGAUGCCGAGUUGGACAGACGGAUCGAAGCCCUGAGGAAGAAGAAUGAAGCUCUGGUCAAGAGGUAUCAGGAAAUUGAAGAAGACAAGAAGAAAGCAGAGCAGGAGGGCAUCGCCGUGACAACCCAGCGUAAACCCCGCCCACACGAGCCGGAGGCAGACAGGAGGAAGACGGACAAAGAGAACUUCACCGUCACAGUCGACCUCUCUAAGCAGACAGGGGACAAGAGAGUCGUAAACGAUUGGAAACCUGUAACGCCUCGAGCUCGGAAAACCUCAGAGGAGAGUGAUGCCCAGCGAUGGCCCAGUGACGCCCAGCGAUGGCCCAGCGAGGGCCACCGGGGGCCCAGCGAGGGCCACCGGGGGCCCAAUGAGAGUCACCGGGGGCCCAGUGAGGGCCACCGCCGUGGUCCCGGUGAGGGCCAACGAGGGCAGAGCGACGGGCACAGAGAGCCAUAUGACAGCCCCCAAGGAGGUCCCAGUGAAGGCCAGCGGCGGCCAAACAGCGAGCACAGCCCCCAGAGGAAGAUGGGGUCAGGACGAAUGAGUCGGGGAGGUCAGAGAGGGGGGCGCCAGGAGAGGAGAGAAUGGGAGCCCAGGACACCCAGAGAGGGAGAACCUGGGGAGGCGGGAGGACCGGGACGCAGAGGAGGAGGAGGGAGGAGAGGAAGAGGAGGAGAAGGAAGGGGGAGGGGGGGAGGAGAAGGAGGAGAAGGAACACCAGGUGGAUCACCAGGUGGAACACCAGGUGGGACACCAGGUGGCCCAGACAGGAAAUCCAAGGAGUGGGAGGAGAAGAGGAGACAGAACAUUGAGAAGAUGAAUGAAGAAAUGGAGAAAAUAGCAGAAUAUGAGAGAGGACAGCAGGCGGAUGGAGACAAGCCGCUCCGUAACUUCCUGGAUGACCCGAGACGUUCAGGCCCAGUGCCAGACAUAGACCGCAAGGAUGGCAGCCGGAGACAUGUGCGGAACUGGGGGGGGCUGGACUUUGAUAACGUCAAGACAGGAGGCGAGAUGGAGAAAGAGUGGACUAGUCGGAGGCCCGGUCCCAAAGACUCUACGGACAUGACCAUGUCUAUGACCGGCCGGGAGAGAGCCGAGUACGUCCGCUGGAAGAAGGAGCGCGAGGAGAUUGACGAAGAGAGACUCGCACGGCAUCGUAACGCCACAGGCCAGUGGAAACGGGAGUGGGACGCACAGAAGACAGAGAACAUGUUUAAGGAAGACCCAUAUGUAACCUCAGAGAGCAGCACAACCGAGCAGGGCAGCAGGAGAGCCCGGGGGCGUAACUCUCGAACAGAGCCUCGGGGCCGGGCCUCAGACGACAGUAAGCGGCCUCCUCAAACUCCAACGUUUGGUGACUUCAUGUCUCAGGGCCGGACCCCGGGGCCACGGGGGGACCGCGGCAGAGGGAAGGGCCGAGGACAGAGGGCCAGCUACAGCAUGCAUGACAACCGCUGGGAGGGAGACAAAGAAGAAGAGGAGGAGAAAGAGAAGGAAGACAAGACGAAGAGAGAGCAGAGGGCUAAAAAGAACGAGAAGGAGGCAGAAAAAUCCAACGCUCCUCCAACACAGAAGGUGGAGGUGAAGGACGGAGACGGAGAAGACGACGAUGAAGAGUGGGAGGAUGCCAGUGGUGGAGAAGACGACGAAGGCAGCGACUCAGAACAGGACUCCAGAGGCGAUGAGAAGAAAGACGUCGGGAGAGAGAAACAAACCAAGAGCAAAGACAACUCCCCCACGCCUCGCUCACGACCAACAUCAGCAGGAAGCCCCAAAGAGCAGCGCCCCCUCAGGCCGAAGGUCCACAUCCCCCCACCAACAGUUCAGGAGUCCCCGGAGGGAGGAAAGCCCCUCAGCCCCUUCCUCCCUCUGGAAAGCCACCAGCCUGUUUCAGACUGGGGGGAGGAGAUGGAGAUGCUGUCGCCCCGGAGCAGCAUGGGAGGCGAGAGCCCCCUGAAACCCCCUAGCGUGGAGGCCAGCCCACCCCAGAAGAAGGAGCUGGAGAAGGAGCAGGAGAAGGAGCAGGAGGGACAGACUGAACGUGCUGAGCCACAGCAGGAGGAGAACACAGCCCUAGAUGUCUCCUCUCCUUCAGAAAAGUCUGUCAUAGUGUCAGAACCAGACUCCGACCCCACAGAAUCCCCCGCUGCACUGCCAUCUGACCCCGCCCCCUCUCAGGUCCAUGAGGUUACAGAGACGGUGGACGAGGAAACCCCUGCUGCUCUAACAAAAGCUGAGAAACUGGACUCCCCUCCAGCCGCCCUGCAGGCUGAGCAGAGCUCCUCUGGAUCACCUGGAGAGAAAGAUGAGGACACGACGCCCGCUGGGAGGGAAGACGCUCCUGCAGCAGAGACAGAGGAGUCCUCCCAGCAGACGCCCUCAGGCUGAGGCUGCUGGGAACAAUGAGACUCACUAAUGAGGAAGAAGAUGGACGAAGAGCAUCCCACUACUCAUCACCAGAGUGACACUCUGCCACACAUCUAAAUAGAACAACAAUAACGAGGAGGAGGGACUGUCUCUCUCAGCUUUUCCUAUUGGAUCAGUGGGUCUGAUAUUUCUGGUGUCUCUCAGUUAAGUAAAUGAAGAUUUAUAAUAUCCUGUCAGUCGCUGGUUGAGAUCUCACAGGGGGGUCUUGAGGAUUUCUGCGCUAGUAAAAUGAACUGCAUCCAAUUGUAUGUAUAUAUAUUUUGACAGAAGAUCAUUGAGACAAAGUACUGUUGAGCCCUCAGCAGUCAGAAACAUUUAAAGAUUUUAAGUAGGGCCCUAGCUGACCUGACAUCAGUUUCUAAAGGGCUUUCAGCUGACCAGUUCUGAGGUCAACAUAUUGUUUCAGAACGAACAUGUGGCUGAUUUCUGUGUUGUUUUUAGCUGGAGAAUGAUCACUUCAUCAUGCACUGAUCAAAAUGAUUAUUUUGUAUCUCAAAUAGGGCCAUAGGCCAGCGUGUUAGCUAGUUAACCUUAGCAUGUGACGUCCUUCUGUCUGGUUGUAAACACAUGUGACAUGGUUAACAUUUACCAGAAGAAUGGGUUCAACUCUGUUAAUACAGUGCUCCCCCAAAGUGCUGUUGCACUUCAAUAACAUUUGUGUUUUUCAAAAAGCAUCAGAAUGAAUGCAGCAGAACCAGAGAUGCGUCUUUAUGAGUUCCUUGCAUCCUGUGUCAAAACAUGGUGCCUACAAAACCCACAAUGCAAUUGACCGCAGACUCGAGUGAGGUAAUAAGAUGUUGUGCUGCUCCCCCUGAAGCCACAAAAGGCUUUAUGCCGUUUUUAAAACGUUUUGUUUGAUUAUCAAUUGAUUUACAGGAUUUGCCUCUUGGCUAAUUUACAAUGUCCAGUGUUGUUAUUUAGACUGUGAGUUUGACAUCAGGCCUUUUUAAUUUACACACACUAAAUAAAUAUAUUAUUGUAAUAUGAAUUGAUCCGUUUUUAUGUAACACUUCUGCACAUUGAGCUCUGGGUGCAGUUGCUCUUUCUGUUGCAACUUUCUAAAGCUUCUGGUGUUGGUGUGGUGGCCAUCAUUGAUUACAUCUCAGUGAUUUCCAUUAGUGUUCAGAAAGUAGAGAUUAGACUCCAGCCUCCCUCCUCUUUGGUUUUAUGUUGUGGCUUUUAAUGACUUCGACAUGGAAUAAUGAUUUCCUGCUGACAGGAAAUGGAAAUAUUUGUAUUUUUCAUAUCAGACCCACUGAAUCUAUUUUAUUUUUUCUUUGAAAGACAUCCUGACACAAUACAUGUUUUCAAAAUAUGAGAAUCAUGAGCUUCACUGCAGGUAGAUAAUGAUGUUUUAAGUGCAUUCAUCUGAUGUUUUGAUGUAAGAUAACGGUGAUCAGAUUAAGUCAAGGAUCAGCUGUGCGGCUUAGGGCACUUUGACAGGACUCCUCCUCCUCACCUCAAUAUCUAUCAAAAUACCAAUUGUGUUCUUCAAGGCGGAGGUCGGUUUCCUUCAAAAUCAGAAUGUAAUUAUGUUUUCACUGACACUGCUGUCAUUUUAUGAAUCAUCAGUUAUACACAGAAAUCUGUUUAUCUCUCUCUAGAGGACACUCUGCCUCUUUAAUUGUUUUGAAAUCUAUGAAUUAUGAAUUGUCUCUAAUUUGGAAAGACAGACCUGCAUUAAAUGGAAGUGCUGUAAGAUAUAUUUGUAGCGUAAUGAAGUUUGUUUUGGGAUGAAAGCCUUCACUCGUACCUCAGCAGACCAAAGGCUUUGAGUGUUUUGUUUUCUGCAAGUCUUUGAAUCACGCCUGUGGACACUGGGAUAAAGCAGUUUCACGUUUUUGUUUUCUGUAUAGGAUGACCAAAGCUGAUGCAUUUUGAUUCAUAUGAACUGCAAUAUGUACAGUUUUUAAAUGGAAAUUAACAUUCCACAAUUGGGUGUUUUGUGCUAAAUGUAGCCUGUGAGCUAUAUGACAAAUGAUUCUGUGUUUUGCAUAUGGAUGUUUGUUCUUCUGAGCUUUGAUGACUGAUUGUAAUUUAAGCAGGAGAUAUUUCCAAGUACAACCAUUUCUACAAUGUCUUCGUGCUUGAUACAUGAACUCACUGAGACCCUGUGCAGCUGUUUUCAAAGAUGAUCAGGACUAGCAUGAAUCCAAAAUGGUAGCUUUUGAAUGUUCUCAAAGCCAUAGAUGGAUUAAAUGUCCCCCAUCAGCUCACACAUCCGAGGGAACAUAAGCCCUAUGUUUUUAUUCACAUGAAAUGUAAAACACAGUGUGGCUUUAUCAGUUUUUCUUUCUCUUAUUUAGCCAAUAAAUGUAUUUCUCCGA